Molecule: messenger RNA, 498 nt
Organism: Alnus glutinosa
Lineage: Eukaryota; Viridiplantae; Streptophyta; Magnoliopsida; Fagales; Betulaceae
Product: TMV resistance protein N-like
Exons: 1
Coding region: 1-498 (165 amino acids)
Biological process (GO): signal transduction
Source: RefSeq, a predicted model, not a curated record
AUGAAAGCUUUUCAAGGAGCCUCUUCCUCUAGUAUUCAACGGUGGACUUACGAUGUAUUUUUGAGUUUUAGAGGCAAAGAUACUCGCAAAACUUUUAUUGCCCAUCUAUACACAGCUUUGCGUCGAAACGGUAUCAACACCUUCAUGGACGACAAGCUUAGAAGCGGAGAUGAAAUUUCACCAGCACUUCUCAAAGCCAUUGAAGAGUCAACAAUUUCAAUCAUUGUACUCUCUAAAAACUAUGCAUCAUCCCAUUGGUGCUUGGACGAGUUGAUAAAGAUCCUCGAGUGUAAAAAAAUAUGGAAGCAACAUGUUCUGCCGGUCUUCUAUCAUGUAGAUCCAUCGGAAGUACGGAAUCAAACCAAUAAUGUUGGAGAAGCAUUCGUUAAACUUGAAGAAAGGUUUAAGCAUCAUCAUAGGAAGGUGCAGAGUCGGAAGACAGCUCUAUCACAAGUGGCCAAUUUUUCCGGGAAGCUUUUGGGGAACAGGCAUUUCUAA